AGCACUUAGCACAGAGGGUACAAGCAAGGGUUUUAGCUCCGCCACCAUUUUCUAUAGGAAAUAGGAAUCCUCCCUCAAGCUUCCAAUACACACCCAUGGCAACCGGUUUCCGAUUGUUGGUGAUCCCCACGGCGAGGCCCGUUCUCAGCAAAACCCUCUUCUUCAUGUCCUCGUGUUGGCCUCGCACGCUUCACACGCCAUCAUCGGAGGAGUCCCGAAACGUGAGGGUUUGGGCGUGGUGGGACUUCAAGAGCUGCGCCGUGCCCGGGGGCUUCGACGCCGCCAAAGUCGCCCCCGCAAUAAUGGAGGCCGUCAGAGCCAACGGCAUCAAAGGCCCCCUCAGCAUCACCGCUUUCGGCGACGUUCUGCAACUCCCCCGAUACCGCCAGGAAGCCCUCGCUUACACCGGCGUUCGCUUCACCCACGUCUCCAACGAUGAAAGGAAUAGCGCCGACAUUAUCGUUGACCUAAUGUAUUGGGUUUCCCAAAACCCUCCACCUGCGCAUCUCUUUUUGAUUUCCGGUGAUAGAGACUUUGCUGGCAUUUUGCAUAGGUUGAGAAUGAGUAAUUACAAUAUCUUACUUGCUACACCGGAGAGGACUCCUAGUGUUCUCUGCGGUGCUGCAACAAUAGCGUGGCAUUGGCCUUCCUUGCUUAAGGGAGAAAAUCUUACUGGAAAGCAUUUCAAUUAUCCUCCUGAUGGUCCCUCCGGUUCUUGGUAUGGAAGCUGUAUGGUGAGCCAGCUUGAGAAGCCGCCUGCGCCGUGUUUGCCCAAUGUUGAGGUCUAUGAGCCUUCCUCAGGUUCAGUUCCUAAGUCACUUGUGAGGCAGAUUAGGCAUAUAUUGAGUAUGCAUCCCAAAGGGAUAGGCAUUACUGAGCUUCGUGCUGAGUUGGCAAAAUGUGAUGUGCAGUUGGAUAAGAGUUUGUUUGGACAUAAGAACUUUUCUCGCUUUUUGUUGUCGUUGAAACGUGUUCAGCUUCGGCCUGUUGGCGACGGUAGCUAUUGUGUGCAUUUGGUUUCUUCGGAAUCUGCAGAAUCUUUUGAGAGCAGUUCUGUGGCGUCAAAUGUGUCUGGUGUUGGGAAUGGGGAUAGAGGACGUGCAGCGGCUGUGAAGCCAAAUGGUGAUGAUAAAAGUGAGGUUAGGGAUGCAGAAGAGACAUCCUUGAUCUCCACUUGCCUUGAAAGGAGUUCGGAUGAUGAUUUAAAAUCUUUCCAACCAGGGCCUCCACAGGGGAGACCCAAUGAGGAAAUUGUGGAUGGUAAAUCAUCAUCUUCUGUAGUGGUUGAAGGCCAUGUUUGUCAGCCCCCAAAUGAAUUGCAGAAAUCUUCUGUGGCUAAUGCGCAACAGUCAAAGACUCAACAGCCACCCAAGGACAACAAAGAUUCCAAAACAAAGAUGGAUUCCUUACAAAUGACAUCUCAAAAAUCUGAUAAUGACAUUGUUAAGUCUGAGGAUGCAAGUCAUAAAAGUAUGGAAAAGCUUAUAACUUCAGAGAAUCACCCUGCUGGAAAUGUUCACAAGAUGGUGGAAAACAAUGUUAUUGCAAAUUAUGAGUCUGGAUAUUUUGAAGCAAAGAACAAAUAUGAGAAAUCAUCAUCUUCUGUAGUGGUUGAAGGCCAUGUUUGUCAGCCCCCAAAUGAAUUGCAGAAAUCUUCUGUGGCUAAUGCGCAACAGUCAAAGACUCAACAGCCACCCAAGGACAACAAAGAUUCCAAAACAAAGAUGGAUUCCUUACAAAUGACAUCUCAAAAAUCUGAUAAUGACAUUGUUAAGUCUGAGGAUGCAAGUCAUAAAAGUAUGGAAAAGCUUAUAACUUCAGAGAAUCACCCUGCUGGAAAUGUUCACAAGAUGGUGGAAAACAAUGUUAUUGCAAAUUAUGAGUCUGGAUAUUUUGAAGCAAAGAACAAAUAUGAGAAAUCAUCAUCUUCUGUAGUGGUUGAAGGCCAUGUUUGUCAGCCCCCAAAUGAAUUGCAGAAAUCUUCUGUGGCUAAUGCGCAACAGUCAAAGACUCAACAGCCACCCAAGGACAACAAAGAUUCCAAAACAAAGAUGGAUUCCUUACAAAUGACAUCUCAAAAAUCUGAUAAUGACAUUGUUAAGUCUGAGGAUGCAAGUCAUAAAAGUAUGGAAAAGCUUAUAACUUCAGAGAAUCACUCUGCUGGAAAUGUUCACAAGAUGGUGGAAAACAAUGUUAUUGCAAAUUAUGAGUCUGGAUAUUUUGAAGCCAAGAACAAAUAUGAGAAAUCAACUGGAAAGGAGGUUGAUGAAGUUUUUCACAACCCAUCUUCUUUACCAGUUGACGACUCUAUAGUUGUCCAAAGACCUGGUGGAAGCGCUGAAACUAAUAGCAGAAGUCCAACAUUCUUUAGCUGGUUUAGAAGUUGGUGGCCAUUUGGGAAAAACAAUGCAAAGUAUGACAAUUUGACCGCUCAUCAGAACAAGGUGGUUAGUGAAGUUGAGGAUUCCAAGUUAUCUGAACUGGACCAGUCUGUUCGUCAAUUUGAAGAGCCCAAGUCAACAGAACUGAGUCAGAAUGUUAGUCAUAUUGAGGAUUCCAAAUUAUCUGAACUGGACCAGUCUGUUCGUCAAUUUGAAGAGCCCAAGUCAACAGAACUGAGUCAGAAUGUUAGUCAUAUUGAGGAUUCCAAGUUAUCUGAACUGGACCAGACUGUUCGUCAAUUCGAAGAGUGCGAGUUAUCAGAACAGAAUCAGAAUGUUAGUCAUUCCAGAAAGCCCAAGUUAUUUUCUAGUGCUUCCUUUUGGAAUGAAAUGGAAUCAUUUAUUUUUGCGCCGAAAGCAUCACUUCUUUUCUCCCAAUCAAGAAGCAGGGAGGAUGUGGUGCAUAGAUUACAAAGUGGCGGUCCCCUGGUUCUUAGAUCACUCCCCAAAAAAGAUAUCCUUCAUUUGGUGGAAUUGUUAAUAAUAGAGAAAAAAUGGUUGGAAGAAAGCCCCUCCCGAAUAUUUCCUUUUAAGCUAACUCAACCUGUUCAGAAGAAUUCAUUGAUGGACCAAUCUCAUGGUGCAAAUGGUUUGAGAUCUCUCUUUCUAAGCAGAACAUCACAGUCGAACUUGCAAAAGUCAGUAGAACAUGAUGUGGAGAAACACAAUCAGAGUAUUUCUCAUUCUCAAGCUUCUGCUCCAGUCACUGAAACAAUAUAUAUUAAGAGAUCAAGAUAUGAUAUAUUAGGAGACUGUCAGAAACUUGUGAGUGAGAUACUGAGGGAACAUCCCGAGGGAUAUAAUAUUGGUUGUUUCCGAAGACUAUUUGUUGAUAGGUAUGGCUAUCAUCUUGAUAUAAAGAAACUUGGUUAUCAAAAGUUGGCAGCCUUGCUACAGAUAAUGCCUGGGGUUAAAUUAGAGUCUACUUAUAUUUUUCCUUCUGUGACUACUGUCUGUGAUUCUGACUCCGAAACGUCUACCCUCAAAACUCAAGCAACCACUGAUAGUCAUGCAGCCUCUAACUCAGACAGUGAAUUAUCUGAGUCAGCCCUGAAACAUGCUAACAAUGAAUCUUCAUGGGACGAGUUAGGUCCUGUUUCUUUCAACAAAUCCAACAUGAGUGAUUUGGAAAUAAAGUCAAGUCAGAAAGCUAUAGAACUGGAUACAUCAAAGUCAAAGCAUCCUGAUUAUGAACCUGUAUUCUCAGAUGAUGAGUCUUCUGCAUCUGAAGGAGAGAGCUCUUGUUUAUCUCAAUCAGAAGAGCAAAGAAAGCCAAAAUGUAAUGAACAAAACAGUUCUUUUUGGCAAGCUAUGGAUUUGUGGCACAGCAACAAGGAAGGAGAGAAUAGUGUCAAGAACUCAGACAAGUAUGACAGCUUGGGUGUUUCUCUGACUGGUAUUUUAGAUUCAUCCACUGAGUUGACCAAGGAUACUCAUUCCAAAAUUCCUUCCUCGAAUUACAGAGAGAAUAGUGUCAAGAAACCAGACAAUGUUGAGAGCUUGGAUGUUUCUCUGGCUGACAUUUUUAAUUCAUCCACUGAGUCGACCAGUAGUACACUUUCCAAAAUUCCUUCACCGAAUAAAGGAGAGAAGCAAAGAUCUGAAAAGAAAUAUUCGUUUGUUGCUGAUCCAGUCUUACCUAACAAGGACAAGCUGGUUGAUGGCUUCAAGAAAACAGAUGAGUCAAAUAUGCAAAACUAGUUCUUUAUGCAAGCAGGAUCUGGGUCCUAUAAUUCCAUGAUAAGAAAUUUGGGAUUCUCAUAAUUCAACAUUAUAGAUAGAAUGCAAUGGUGAUACAGUUCUUUAUAGUUUAUAUCAAGGAAUUGCAGAUUUAGCUGGCCAUUUCCCUGAUAUUUUAGUUGAGGAAGAUUCCGAUGGUUGCUAGUUGCAACUCCGAAAUUCUCUAGGUAAUAUGAAAUUCUUUACUGCUGGAACAGUUGAGUUUUGGUCUUUUACGUGCUGUAUUGGCAGGUGAUCGUAGCAGGGUUAUGAUUCAUAACAAUCUUUCGAAGGAGCAAGAUCCAUUAGACAUGGUAUCCUAUUAAAUUCCUUUAAGGGCUUAUAUCCCUUUCCUUUUC
Molecule: messenger RNA, 4519 nt
Organism: Cajanus cajan (pigeon pea)
Lineage: Eukaryota; Viridiplantae; Streptophyta; Magnoliopsida; Fabales; Fabaceae
Biological process (GO): regulation of gene expression
Cellular component (GO): peroxisome
Molecular function (GO): RNA nuclease activity
Source: RefSeq, a predicted model, not a curated record